Molecule: messenger RNA, 1299 nt
Organism: Rotaria sp. Silwood2
Lineage: Eukaryota; Metazoa; Rotifera; Eurotatoria; Philodinida; Philodinidae
Source: the annotation of a GenBank genome assembly
AUGCAACGUUUUGCGGAUAUUCCUGGAGAACCAAUACGAAUGCUCGGACCUAUUCAAGGCUAUGAAAAAAUGCCACUCGUCUCACUAGAACACGCAGUGGAGCCGCUCGAAUCCUAUGUACCUGAUGUCAAACGAAUGGUAUGGAUGGUAAAACAAAAUUGUGGUUCACCUGCUGAUGGCUUGACCGCUGAUCAAUCAGCAUCGAUUAUGCUCUACACGUUGGAAUGGACACCUAGAGAGCGCUCAUUCUACUUUGCUUUCAAUGGAGUCUUGCGCUCUGAAGAUCGAAACAAGCUGAAACCGUGGUUUUUGUACUUAAAAUUACUAAUUAUUUCACUAUCAAAACUUCCCUCUAGUCUUCGUACCGUUUAUCGAGUGAUUCUUCACAUUUUAGCUAAUGCUCGAUGGACACCGAAUGGAGUAACGGUUGCAGGAGGUCGUGGGGCAGGUAACACCACUGAUCGACUCAGCAAACCUUACAGUCUCUUCGUCACCAAUGACCAAACGGUAGUCAUUGCGGACACGGACAAUCAUCGCAUCGUUCAAUGGAAGAUCAAUGAUACGAAUGGACAAGUCGUAGCUGGUGGUCAUGGUAAAGGAAAUGGAUUGAAUCAGUUGAAUUGUCCCACCGAUGUACUGGUCGAUAAAGAGACAGAUAGUCUCAUUAUCUGUGAUCGAUGGAAUCGACGAGUUAUGCGAUGGUCUCGUCAGCGUGGCACCAGCCAAGGGGAAAUUCUUGUCGACAACAUCCUUUGUUGGGGAUUGGCAAUAGAUAAUCAAAGAUAUCUUUACGUUUCUGACAACGAAAAACAUGAAGUGAGACGAUUUCAAAUAGGAAAUAAGAACGAAACUAUAGUGGCCGGUGGAUAUGGCAAAGGUUCUGCCGUCAAUCAACUCAGUGAGCCGAGAUAUAUAUUUGUCGAUCAACAACAGGCUGUGUACGUGUCAGACAAAAACAAUCACCGUGUGGUUAAAUGGAAUAAAGGAGCCGAAGAAGGAAUUAUUGUAGCUGGGGGUAAAGGCAAUGGAGAGGCUCUCACACAAUUGUCACACCCUAGUGGAUUGUUCGUCGAUAACUUGUGUACCGUCUACGUAGCAGAACAAUGGAAUCAUCGAGUGAUGCGUUGGACAGAAGGAGCGGCUCAGGGAACUGUCAUUGCAGGUGGAAAGGGUGAAGGGCAAAAAGAAAAUCAGUUUUACACUCCCAUGGGUUUAUGUCUCGAUCGACAUGGUCAUCUCUACGUUGCUGAUUGUGACAAUCACCGAGUACAACGAUUUUCUAUUGAACAGACUCAUUAA